This is a messenger RNA of Corythoichthys intestinalis (scribbled pipefish), 1764 nucleotides long. RefSeq names its product NK2 homeobox 1 (gene nkx2-1). Gene Ontology annotation, molecular function: DNA-binding transcription factor activity, RNA polymerase II-specific; RNA polymerase II cis-regulatory region sequence-specific DNA binding. Lineage: Eukaryota; Metazoa; Chordata; Actinopteri; Syngnathiformes; Syngnathidae. The transcript has 2 exons. The coding region runs from base 21 to 1238 and encodes 405 amino acids. Gene Ontology annotation, cellular component: nucleus. Gene Ontology annotation, biological process: cell differentiation; regulation of transcription by RNA polymerase II. The record is from RefSeq and is a predicted model, not a curated record.
GAGACCUCCCAGGACAAAUAAUGUCGAUGAGCCCCAAGCAUACGACCCCCUUUUCCGUGUCCGACAUCCUGAGUCCGCUGGAGGAGAGCUACAAGAAAGCGGCCGCCGCUUUGGAGGUCGGCGGAGGGGCGGCGGCCAACAACCUGGGGGGCUACCGACAGCUGCAGGGGUCCCAGGCGCCCAUGCAGCAGCAGCAGCAACAGCAGCAGCAGCAUCCCCACCACCACCACCACCAUCACCACCACCACAUGGGUCCCAAUGCCGGCAGUGGGGGAGCGGGUGGAGGGAGCGCCGGUGCCGCUUACCACAUGAGCGGAGUGCCGCAGCUGUCCCACGCCGCCGCCGCUGCCGCGGUGGGCGGAUACUGCAAUGGCAACGUGCCCGGCGAGCUGGCGCCCUACCAGGAUGGCGUCAGGGCCGCUGCCGCUGCCGCUGCCGCCGGAUGGUACGGGGCCAACACCGCCGCUGACCCGCGCUUUUCCACCAUCUCCCGCUUUAUGGGUUCAUCACCGGGCAUGAACAUGGGCGCCAUGGGAGGUCUGGGUUCCCUGGCGGAGGCCCACGCCAAGGGCAUGCACGGCUCCUUGAGUUCGGCGCCACGCCGCAAGCGGCGGGUUCUCUUCUCGCAGGCGCAAGUGUACGAACUGGAGCGCCGCUUCAAGCAGCAAAAGUACCUGUCGGCCCCCGAACGCGAGCACCUGGCCAGCAUGAUCCACUUGACGCCCACUCAGGUGAAGAUCUGGUUCCAGAACCACCGUUACAAGAUGAAGAGGCAAGCGAAGGAUAAAGUGUCCCAGCAGCAGAUACACCAAGAGGGGGGGACCGCCUCAUCCUGCCAGCAACAGCAGCAGCAGUCCCAGCAGUCUCCGCGCAGAGUGGCGGUUCCGGUUCUGGUGAAAGACGGGAAGCCAUGUCAAGGUAGUGGCCCGGCGGCAUCGGCCCAGCAACAGCACCUACACCACCACCACCAUCACCACCACAACAACCACACGCAGCCGCACCAGCACUCUCAGCAAGCCGCCAACGUGAUGCUGAUGUCAAGUCAGCAGCAGGUGGGAAGUGCCGGCCACUCUCCGGACCUGGCUGCGGCCUCGGGCGGACCUCCGCUCUCCGCCAGCCCGUCGGCGCUCCACGGCCAAGUGGGCCAAGUGGGCGGCCUGUCUCACCUCAACUCCCCCGCGGCCGAGUACGGAACCGCGCUGCAGUGCUCAGCGCUCCUCUACGGCAGGACGUGGUGACCGAAAAAUGGACCCGAAACCACAAAGUUUUUACAUCCCCCAAACAUCCAAAAUAAGACAUUUUGGGACGGAUUUGUCUGGGGGGAAAUCUUUCAAGUGGACGCUUUCUUUUAUACAGCAACUUGUGGGAUCUAUUUAUGUAAAUUAUAUUAACCAUUUACAUCAACUGUCUUUCCUCGUGUAAAAAGUUUUCAACUCUAUUGCUGUACAUUUUUUUCCCUGUCGGCUCUCGUUUCGUUUGGUAUUUGUAUACCUUUAUAUGUAACUUAUAAUAGAUAUUUGACUUACUACGAAAACACUCCUAUUAAUAAAUUAUGAAAAGGCGACCCCCCCCCCCCCCCCGACCUUCCUCCCCGUCAUUUUUGGAAUACACUGGCUAACCCUUGCAAAAUUUACGUGUGUUAUUCCGUCUAGUGUGUGUGUGUGUGUGUGUGUGUGCAAGAUACAUAUAUGUGUAAAUAUAUGAAUAUAUCAUGUAUAUACAUAUAUGUGUGACUGAAAAUUCAGAAAAUUACAAUACAAAAAA